Messenger RNA from Cornus florida, 312 nucleotides. RefSeq names its product glycine-rich cell wall structural protein 1.0-like. NCBI's taxonomy places the organism in Eukaryota, Viridiplantae, Streptophyta, Magnoliopsida, Cornales, Cornaceae. The transcript is spliced from 2 exons. The coding region runs from base 1 to 312 and encodes 103 amino acids. The record is from RefSeq and is a predicted model, not a curated record.
AUGAAGGUGGUGGAAGUCGGUGGUGGUGGUGGUAGCGGUAACGGCGACAAUGUGUGGUGGUGGAAGGCGGCGAUAAUGGUGUCGGUGGCAAUGAUAGUGGUGGAAGGCGGCAGUGGUGUAGGUGGGUGGAAUGUGGUGGCGGCGGCGCGUAUUGGUGGAGGUAGUGGCGGUAGUGUGGUGGUCGUGGAAGGCGAUGCUAGUGGUGGCGGUGGUAGUGGUGUAGGUGGUGGUGAUGGCGGCGGCGGUGGCAGCGCAAUGGAGGUGGCAGUGGUUAAUGGUAGUGGUAGACUUUGUGGUGGUUGUGGAAGGUAG